AUGGUAAUCCCUGACCUAUGGGGAACAUACACGAGGUCUGGGGUCUCUGGUAUCCCUGACCAAGGGGGAACAAAUCUGAGGGUCUGGGGUCUCUGGAGUAUCCCUGACCAGGGGGGACAGACACGGGGGUCUGGGGUCUCUGGGGACACCUGUCCCACCGUCUCCUCUCUCAGUCCGAAGAGUCAUAUCUGGGGCCCCAGGUCGAACAUGAUGCUGCCUUACUGCAGGGUAGAAGAGGUCUCUCCAGAUCAGAACACCUGCAAAAACACCAGGGCUGAGAGUGGAAACCUCAAACACCAGCAGAGAGUGGCAGGGAAGAAACCUCACCGCUGCUCUGACUGUGGAAAGAGUUUCACCUCUUCGUCAAAACUUAAAACACACCAGAGAAUACACACUGGAGAGAAACCAUACCACUGCUCAGACUGUGGGAAGAGUUUUGUUCAAUUAGGCAACCUGAAAAUUCAUCUGCGGAUACACACACAAGAGAAGCCUUACCACUGCUCUGUCUGUGAGAAGAGCUUUUCAACAUCACAGGGUAAUAAACUGCACCAGAGAACGCACACCGGAGAGAAGCCUUACCACUGCUCUGACUGUGGGAAGAGUUUUGCUCAUUCAAUAAAUCUGAUAAAGCACCAGCGCAUACACACAGGAGAGAAACCUUACAGCUGUGAUCAAUGUGGGAAGAGAUUUACUAGCUCAAAUGACCUGAUAGUACACCAUAGAAUACACACUGGAGAGAAACCAUACCACUGUUUGGACUGCGGGAAGAGUUUUACUCAGGCAAGCAACCUGAAAACACACCAGCGCAGACACCUGGGCCAGAAGCUUCACCACUGUUCAGAUUGUGGAAGUAAAUUUUCAACAUCAAGGGGUUUAGAGCUGCACCAGCGAACACACACAGGUAUGAAGCCUUACUACUGCUUCAGCUGUAGUAAAAGUUUUGCUAGAUUAGACGGACUGACAGUGCACCAGCGAACACACACAGGUGAGAAGCCUUUUAGCUGUGAUCAGUGUGGAAAGGGGUUUACUCAGGCAGCACACUUGACUGUACACCAGAGAACACACACUGGAGAGAAACCAUACCACUGCUCAGACUGUGGAAUAAGCUUUAUUAAUUCAAGUCACCUUAAGGUACAUCAGAGAGUACACACAGGAGAGAAGCCUUAUAACUGUGAUGUAUGUGGCAAAAGUUUUGUUACAUCAGGAAGUCUGGCUUCACACCUUCGAACCCACACAGGAGAGAAGCCUUACCAUUGUGCCGACUGUGGGAAAAGCUUUGCUGUGUCACGCGGUUUAAAGUUACACCGGAGAACACACACAGGAGAAAAGCCUUACCACUGUUCUGAAUGCGGGAUGGACUUAACCACUUCAGGUGGACUUAAAAUACACCGGAGAACACACACAGGAGAAAAACCAUUCCACUGCUCUGACUGUGGGAAAAGAUUUAAUCAGUCUGGGCAGUUGGUUUUACACCAGCGAAUACACACUGGCGAAAAGCCUUACCACUGCUCAGACUGUGGGCUGAGUUGUACUUCUUCAGGGUAUUUAAAAGUGCACCUGCGAACACACACUGCAGAGAAGCCUUUUGGCUGUGAUCAGUGUGGGAAGAGGUUCGCUAAGUCAGGAAGCCUGGCUGGACACAAGAGAACACACACUGGAGAGAAGCCUUUUGGCUGUGAUCAGUGUGGGAAGAGGUUCAGUCAGUCAGGAACCCUGGCUGGACACAAGAGGAAACACCACACUGGUGGGUAACCUUUCCAUUUCUUUUAUAGCUGAAACCAGUUAAUGGUAGACUAUCGGAGAGAAGCCGUGCAGGGGGAGCUUUCUUAAUGUGGCCAUGCUUGGUGUAACAAGGGAACUUUAAAUAACUGUCCAUUUAAUUACAACAUUUUUAAUUUAUUUAACUAGGCAAGUCAGUUAAGAACAAAUUCUUGUUUUCAAUGACAGCCUAGGAACAGUGUGUUAAACUGCCUGUUCAGGGGCAAUCUGUUCAACGACAGAUUUGUACCUUGUCAGCUCGGGGGUUUGAACUUACAACCUCCCGGCUACUAGUCCAACACUCUAACCACUAGGCUACCCUUCCAUCCCAAUAUGAGUGACAAAGUCUGUGUUUGAAUGGUGUGGGCGUAUACCGGUCAUUAAAAUGAUUCAUAACAAGUUAACAGUGGAUUUGUCAGCUCAGAGAAAUACACCGGAGAAAACACACACAGCUCAGGAGGUAGCUCCUCCCCCUCUCUGCAAGUUUCAGGCAAGUCUGUCCUUAGGGAUAAGGCAAGGGUCCGUUUGAAAAUGUUCAACCCUGUCCACCAUCCAACUCACCAUGGUCAACCCUGUCCACCAUCCAACUCACCAUGAUCAACCCUGUCCACCAUCCAACUCACCAUGAUCAACCCUGUCCACCAUCCAACUCACCAUGAUCAACCCUGUCCCCCAUCCAACUCACCAUGGUCAACCCUGUCCACCAUCCAACUCACCAUGGUCAACCCUGUCCACCAUCCAACUCACCAUGGUCAACCCUGUCCACCAU
Oncorhynchus keta (chum salmon) is the source of this 2527-nucleotide messenger RNA. RefSeq names its product zinc finger protein 883-like. The record is from RefSeq and is a predicted model, not a curated record. The transcript is spliced from 3 exons. NCBI's taxonomy places the organism in Eukaryota, Metazoa, Chordata, Actinopteri, Salmoniformes, Salmonidae. Gene Ontology annotation, biological process: regulation of transcription by RNA polymerase II. Gene Ontology annotation, molecular function: DNA-binding transcription factor activity, RNA polymerase II-specific; RNA polymerase II cis-regulatory region sequence-specific DNA binding. Bases 1 to 1752 code for a protein of 583 amino acids.